CUCAGAGUGGCAGCCUUACAAGUUACAAGUAAUACAGCAGCAGCUCAUUGGUCCCUGUACGUGAGUUCCUCUUCGCCUUCCGUACUUCCAACUUCUAAGCUGACCCUUGAGCAUCUGGCAUCUAUCCAUCUCUGCCCCAGUCUCUCUUUCUUCCCGCUAGUUGCGCUCGGUAGCAGCUCAAUAAAGAUUUGGUUUGCUCAAUCAAAGAAAGCGCGGUUCGCAAAAGUAGCAAUCAUGGCGGCUGUGGAGAACGGGAUGGGAAACAGCGAGCUCCUUGGACAGCAUGCUUUCCUGGCCGACCUUGGCAUCCAGGCUCACAACCCCGGCGUCUUCGGUGGCUCUGCCGUGGGAGGCGCUUGGAGCGGUUCAGGCCCUGUCAUCACCUCAGUCAGCCCCAGCAACAACAAACCUAUCGCCACAGUCCAAGAAGGCUCUGUUCAAGACUAUGAAGAAGCACUGAAUGCGUGCGAGAGUGCCAAGGCGACAUGGAUGGCUGUUCCUGCACCCAAGAGGGGCGAGAUUGUGCGUCAGAUUGGGGAUGCAUUGAGAGCGAAGUUGGCCCAGCUUGGGCGGCUUGUGAGCCUGGAGUGUGGGAAGAUCCUGCCAGAGGGCAUAGGGGAGGUUCAGGAGUUUGUGGACAUCUGCGACUACGCGGUGGGGCUGAGCCGCAUGCUGAACGGCGCCGUGCUGCCCUCCGAGCGGCCCAGCCACUUCAUGAUGGAGCAGUGGCAUCCGCUCGGGAUCGUGGGCGUCAUCUCUGCUUUCAACUUCCCGAACGCGGUCCUUGGGUGGAACGCUGCCAUCGCAUUAGUGACAGGAAACCUUGUUGUCUGGAAAGGGGCUCCGACGACGUCCCUCAUUACCGUCGCCACGACCAAGAUCAUCGCCGAGGUGCUGAAGAGAAACGGGCUGCCGGGCGCGAUCUUCACCUGCGUAUGUGGAGGAGCGGAGAUUGGGACGGCUAUGGCAGAAGACAAGCGCAUCAAUCUGAUGUCGUUUACGGGCAGCUCCCACGUGGGCCAGCUGGUGCAGCAGAAGGUGGCCGCGCGCUUCGGGCGGUGCCUCCUCGAGCUGAGCGGCAACAACGCGAUUGUGGUCAUGGACGAUGCGGACCUGCAGCUAGCCGCGCGAGCGACGCUGUUUGCGGCUGUGGGAACGGCGGGGCAGCGAUGCACGACCUGCCGGCGGUUAUACGUGCAAGAGGGUGCAUACGACGCCCUCAUUCCGCAGCUGCUGAAGGCGUAUAAGCAGGUGCGGGCGGGGGAUCCCCUGGAAGAAGGAACGUUGUUGGGGCCGCUUCACACCAAGGAUUCCAAGACUCGGUUCCUCGACGGGAUUGGGAAGAUCAAAGCGCAGGGCGGGAAGAUCCUGACGGGCGGUGCCAGGAUCGACCGCGAGGGGAACUACGUCGAAGCCACGAUCGUCGAGAUCGCAAACGACGCCGGGUGCGUGAAGGAAGAGCUGUUUGCGCCGGUUUUGUACGUGAUGAAGUUCAAGACUUUGGAGGAGGCGAUCGAGCUCAACAAUUCGGUGCCGCAGGGGCUGAGCAGCAGCAUCUUCACGACCAACCCGGAGACCAUCUUCAAGUGGACUGGGCCGAACGGCAGCGAUUGCGGCAUCGUGAACGUCAACAUCCCCACGAACGGCGCCGAGAUCGGCGGCGCAUUUGGCGGGGAGAAGGCGACGGGGGGCGGCCGCGAAGCCGGCAGCGACUCGUGGAAGCAGUACAUGCGGCGAGCCACGUGUACGAUCAACUACAGCAAGGACUUGCCUCUGGCUCAAGGGAUUAAGUUCGAGUGACCCAAGUUUGCGGGAAGGUAUUUUGCACGUUGAAGGAGCAGAGUAAUCACACCCUCGCGGUUGUAACAUAUGAGACUCGUGAGCUUGAAGCUAGUGUAUCAGGUUUACUGUUUAAGGUUUAGUUGCUUUGUAAAAUCUCAAUUCAGCCAUUACUCAAGGCAACAUCAGCGAUAGACCCUUUGAGUUCCUACGCUCGCUUGUAACGGACGCUUUUGGUGCAUGUAAAGGGACCGCAAUUGUAUCUGAUCGGAUGGACAGGCCCCGGGUUAGUGACGCUUACACCUGAAUAGCUCAUUGCCCUCUGCGGGCUCGCGAGUCACCGGCGUUCAGAUUGUAUACUCGAACUUACAAAGUUAUUAGCUAGAUGAUCACUGUUGAUCUGGCCAAGACUAUCUGCUUGAGAUAACAGCGUCCCGACUUUAACAAUUAGCCUUUGAAGACUUUGCUUGCAUGCUCCAAGUUGACU
Klebsormidium nitens is the source of this 2266-nucleotide messenger RNA. NCBI's taxonomy places the organism in Eukaryota, Viridiplantae, Streptophyta, Klebsormidiophyceae, Klebsormidiales, Klebsormidiaceae. The record is from the annotation of a GenBank genome assembly.